This is a messenger RNA of Penicillium alfredii, 1245 nucleotides long. RefSeq names its product tRNA-ribosyltransferase family protein. Gene Ontology annotation, molecular function: tRNA-guanosine(34) queuine transglycosylase activity. NCBI's taxonomy places the organism in Eukaryota, Fungi, Ascomycota, Eurotiomycetes, Eurotiales, Aspergillaceae. Gene Ontology annotation, cellular component: cytosol. Bases 1 to 1245 code for a protein of 414 amino acids. The record is from RefSeq and is a predicted model, not a curated record. The transcript has 8 exons.
AUGUCCACCACCGCGGAGCCUAGCCGCAAACCCAUGCCCUCCGCCUUGACUUUUGCCCGGCACGCCAAAUGCUCGACUACCAAGGCCCGCGCCAGCACUCUCCAUCUCCCCCAUGGCUCGGUCCCGCUGCCGAUCUUCAUGCCUGUCGCGACGCAGGCCUCCCUCAAGGGUCUGACCUAUGAUCAGCUCCGACAGACGGGCUGUAUGCUCUGCUUGAAUAAUACUUAUCAUCUAGGUCUAAAGCCUGGUCAGGCGGUUUUGGAUGCCGUUGGCGGGGCCCAUAAGUUACAAGGAUGGGAUCGGAAUCUCUUGACUGAUAGCGGCGGUUUCCAAAUGGUCUCGCUUCUGAAACUGGCUACCGUGACCGAGGAAGGCGUGCGCUUCCUCAGUCCACACGAUGGCACCCCAAUGCUCUUGACACCCGAACACUCUAUCUCUCUUCAAAAUUCUAUUGGCUCCGAUAUCAUCAUGCAACUAGACGAUGUGAUUGCAACCACAUCGCCAGAUCAUGCCCGCAUCAAGGAAGCAAUGGGGCGGUCUGUCAGGUGGCUGGACCGGUGCAUUGACGCGCAUAAAAAUCCAGAGAGCCAAAACCUUUUCUGUAUUAUCCAGGGUGGUCUUGACCUGGAGUUGCGGCGGCAGUGCUGCGCCGAGAUGGUGGCUCGAGAUACACCUGGAAUCGCCAUUGGGGGCCUUUCUGGAGGUGAGGCAAAGGAGGAGUUUUGUAAGGUCGUGGAUACAUGCACGGGGCUUCUUCCAGAGGAAAAGCCGAGAUACGUGAUGGGCGUGGGAUAUCCCGAAGAUAUGAUUGUGGCGAUAGCAUUGGGUGCAGACAUGUUCGACUGUGUGUGGCCCACACGGACAGCGCGCUUCGGAAAUGCCAUCGUCUCAUCUGGCACAUUAAACCUCGGACACAAAACCUAUGCGCAAGAUUUCGGCCCUAUUGACGAAGAAUGCACCUGUGCCUGCUGUCGCCCAACCAAGCAGGGAGGCCUUGGAAUUACGCGGGCGUAUAUGUUCCAUGUGACGCAGAAAGAGACGGUUGGCGCCCAUCUUCUCACGAUUCAUAACGUCCAUUUUAUGCUGUCACUCAUGGGUGCUGCGCGGCAGGCAAUCCUCGAGGAUCGAUAUCCUAGCUUUGUUCGGGAUUUUUUCUCCAAGAUCUAUGAUGGCGAUAAAUCGAAGUUUCCCGAGUGGGCGGUGGGUGCAUUGCGCGGGGUUGGGGUGGACUUGUUGGCGGAGUAA